CCCCCCCCCAGAAUCACCAUCCAGACCGACAAAAUGCAAGACAAUAGUAAGAGGUGGGAGGGCAGACACACAAGAGAAGACCUGUCCCGUGAUGACUUGGUGUUUCUACUCAGUAUCCUGGAAGGAGAACUACAGGCCAGAGAUGAGGUUAUGACUGUGUUGAAAUCGGAGAAGACAGAUUUGGCUCUACUGGGGGCCCACUAUGGUUUCACCAGACCGGACAAGGUGCUCCGUGCCCUGCGGCGGGACUCCCUCCAGGCCCAGCAGGACCACCUGCACGAUAUGUACGAAAUACCGAUUGCUAAGCUCAACCUCUUGUUGGAAGCCCAGAGGCGUUCAUCCAAACAGAUGCUGGGACAGCUUGAAGAGGUGUCCCGUUCUCACAGUGGCGCCCUGCACAGACUGGAGGAGCAAGAGAGGCGCAACAGGGCUUUUAAACAUAAGAACAACUGCUUUACCACUCUACUUGAGCAGGACAGAGGAAGACUCAAGCUCCUGAUUGAAAAAGAAAGAGAAUACCAGGAAAUAAAGGAGGAGAAAAAUGAAAGAGAAAUAUCUUCUUUAAAAGAGGAGCUGACCAAGCUGAAGGCUUUUGCACUGCUGGUUGUAAAGGAGCAACAGUGUCUGAGUGAGCUGCUGGAGGAGCAGAGGCGUCGCGUCACAGAACUGACCGCUAUCACUGACCAAAUCGAGCAGGACACCGGGGCUGCAUACUCCAGCGCAAGGAGGGAGGAGGUCAAAUCCCUGCAUCUGGAGGUGGAGCUCCACAGCCAAGUUUCUACCUAUAACCAAAGCCAGAUCACCAUGACAGCCCCAGGUCUGCUGUCAGAGGUGGAGGUACUGAGGAGAAGAGUGGUGGAGAUGGAGGGGAAAGACGAGGAGCUGAUGCGCAUGGGGGACCAGUGUCGAGACCUGGACCGCAGACUAGCGAGGGAGAUCAGUCACGCCCGGGGCCUGAAGGUUGAGGUGGAUAACCUCAAUGGCAGAAUCAGUGAAUUGGACAGAAUAGAGGACGCGUUAAUUAGGAGCAAACAGGACUGUAGUAUUCUGAGGGGCAGCUUGGAGAGAGAAAGGGAUGUCAGCAAAAUGCUGUCGGGUGAGUUAGAUAAUUUGAAAGUCAAGGUGAGAGAGCUAGAGGCUGCUGAGGGCCAAAUGGAAAAGGGUGAAGCUGCGAUUCGACAGGACCUGGCCAAGCUCAGGUCCCUGACUGUGGCUUUGGUGGAGGACAGAAAGACCUUGGCUGAGAGGUUGCGACAGGCGGAGGAAAAGCUCAACAGGAAGGAGGGCAAAAGAAACGAGCAAAGCCCUUUGGCAACAAUGACAGAAAGACUAAGAGAGGAGAGGCAGCAGGAGCUAAGGUCUCAAGCAGAUAUAGAGGAACGGCUUAAGGACAUAGCAAAGGAAAAAGAUGAGCUCAGAGACCGACUAAAAACAGAGGAGGGGAGGAACAUAGAGCUACAGAAUAAAGUAACCAUAAUGAAGAGACGGUUACAGGUCCUGGAAAAUAGGAAAGAAAAGGAGGAGAAGUACACACACGGCUCUAUUCCAAACAACACAAACCAUCACUGCCAAACAGAGGACAACAAAGUCAAAGAACUGACCCAGGAGCUGGAUGGGCUGCGAAGGAGACUCCGGGACAAGGAGGCGUUAGAGGGAGAACUGGUGAAGGUGGAAGAGGACUUUGAGUCCCUGGAAAAGAGGUUCAAAGAUGAACAGAGGAGGUCUGCGGCUCUGAGAGAGGAACUCGAGGUGGCAAAGAGGGAGCUUUCCAGGUACGAGCAGGCAGAGAAGCAGGAGGUCAACCAGGAACACCUUCUCCUCUGCCGUCUUCAGAAGGAGCAGGUGAAGUCCAGACUCUUAGCCAGAGAAGUAGAGACCCUGAAGGAGAAACUCCAGAAGCUGAUGGGGACCGAGGCGUCCAUCUGCAGGGUGCAGACGGAUCACUCCUCGCUGCAGCUGAAACUGACCCAGCAAGAAGCCAGGAACAGAGAGCUGGCAAGAGAGAUGAAGGACCUCAGUGGUGAGCUGGACAGAUGUAGACGAAUCAAAAAUCCGACACCCAGCGCUAACAGAAAACUCUUUUCAGACCUCCAUCAGACCACCAAAGAGGUACAAACUGAGCCAGCAGACAGCCUGCCCCCUGACUACAGCGAGCACAGCGCGAAACUAGACGAGGAAAAUGACGACGAGGACCCAAACUUCAAUGUGCAAGUCAUAAACAGAAGAAGCUCUCUGGUCAACAACCUAAACAGCUUGAACAGCGCAAAUAACAACAUAAGCCAAUACGGCAGCCAUUCGGGCAACAGCAUAGAUAUGCACCAAACGGUUAAUGGAGAGGUGAUGAUGUUGACCCACACGCGGGGGCAGCCCUUGCACAUCAAAGUAACACCACAUCAUAUACUGAACACAGCCACACUUGAGAUUAGCAGCCCCACUGGUGACGCGGCCCCAUCCUACACCAGCACGGCCGUCAUCCCAACGGGCGGAGCCUCGCCCAAGCAGAGAAUCACCAUCAUCCAGAACUCAGGUUUGCCUGCAGUUAAUACUAAAACCCCCCCUUCGAGCCCCGACCGCACCAUUUCCCCGCCUCACGGCACAACCAUCACCCGGGUGUUGAGUCCAAAUUCAUCACGCUCCGUGACGCCCGACCUCAGCGGCUCGCCCAUUCAGAUCGUAACAGUCCGGACCUGCUCCCCAGAGCCAAUAGAAGCUGCAAAUCAGGCUGGUUUCUGCAAGACUCCAGAGUGGCAGAGCGGCUGGCAGCAUCACAGGUCCAACAGCACCGACUCGAGUCCCAGCAUCAUCACCACAGAGGAUAACAAGAUCCAUAUUCAUCUGGGAAGCCCAUAUAUCCAAUCUCUCAACGGUGUGACCCACAGCCUCCCACAGCCGGACGGACCGUACUAUCUUCGACACGAGCAGAGGACUCAAGUAGUCGCCAAUGGCUGUCAUGUCAAAGGUGCUGGAAAGAUUUCAAGUAGCAUUACUAUAUCCCCUGCUACCUCUCCAGCCUCACACUCCUCAAAUAUUACAGUAAGUGGCCUUUGUGAAUAGGAGAAAAUAUAUAUUCUGAUUCUGAUGUUAUUAUAUUUUUUGUCACAUUCCUGGACCACACAACUAUAACCACUUCUUCUAAUGAUAGCCAAGAGAGUUUUUUGUAUUUGGUAACAAUGGCCAUGUAAAUGCUUUGUGGUGUUUGACCUACAAGAGUAUUUGUAAAACCUGCUCUAUCUUAUUAGUGACUUUAACAACCCUUUAAUGUUUGUACGACAUGUGUCUAAUACCUGUAUGAGAGCUAAGUGAGAUAUCGUUGCAACCGUACAUGAUGUGCUUUUCACAAUGUAGUGUUUCAAUAACGUUUUUUUUUCUUCUGUUCAUUAAAAACAUUUGUGUUGUUUUUUACUUAAUCACCUUGAACACCAUUAAGUGUGAUUUGGCAUCAACUGAGCUUCAUGUUGCUGUGCAAAUAAAUACAACACAGUUGUAAUUGAAAAAGAUUAUUGGUUAUUAAUGAAAAAAUAAAUGUUUUCACAUUUACUUUAAAAUAAAAAAGUCUUCUGUCUUCUCA
Molecule: messenger RNA, 3568 nt
Organism: Scophthalmus maximus (turbot)
Lineage: Eukaryota; Metazoa; Chordata; Actinopteri; Pleuronectiformes; Scophthalmidae
Product: filamin A-interacting protein 1-like
Exons: 4
Coding region: 34-3054 (1006 amino acids)
Source: RefSeq, a predicted model, not a curated record